Molecule: messenger RNA, 261 nt
Organism: Ambispora leptoticha
Lineage: Eukaryota; Fungi; Glomeromycota; Glomeromycetes; Archaeosporales; Ambisporaceae
Source: the annotation of a GenBank genome assembly
AUGUCACGAAGCAAACAAACGUCUUCUCCUGCUGUUUUCAACCGUGACCGUCACCUUCAAAGGUCCGGAUUGACUGACCCAAGAGGCAACCCGAAAAAGGGCGGAGCAGGUGGCCAUAAUUGGGGCGUGAUAACCGAUCAAAGCGAUCAAGAUAUACUUCCGAAUGCCGAGAAUGAACAGGGAAGAGGAUAUCAUAAGAUACAGGUUGUAAAACCUGAAGAAUUUGAGGUUCUCCAACACGCUGUCAAUGAGGAACAAUAG